CUCGCGCGGAGGGAGGGGAGGAGGGUUGGUGGGUUGUCUCUCUUUUUUUAGUCCUUCGCCGUGGGUGCCGUCCUCCUGCGGCCGGAGUCAGUCAGUCAGCCAGCCAGCCAGCCAGCUCGGAGAUACAGACACCCCGAGAGAGACGCUGCCCUGGGGGUAACGGCUCAGGCCGGAGGCGGGCACCAUGGGGACCGAGUGAGCGGGAUUUCUCCACGUCAAGAGGAGGAGAGGAGAAAAAUUAUCAAGAUAGAAAAAAGAGAGAAGGAAGUCCGCGGGGGCCGGCGUCAGGAAAUGUCCGGGAAGCUGGAGAAACAAGAUUCCCAACGCUCCCACCUGACCUCGUUCACCAUGAAGUUGAUGGACAAAUUUCACUCACCGAAAAUAAAACGAACUCCAUCAAAAAAAGGAAAACCAUUGGAGAUAACUAUCAAAGCUAACUCAGAAAAACCUCCAAACAAGACUUUAAACCGGCUGGAAGAGCAGGAAAAGGAAGUGGUGAGUGCACUGCGGUAUUUCAAAACCAUUGUGGAUAAAAUGGUGAUUGACAAAAAGGUGCUAGAGAUGUUGCCAGGGUCAGCCAGUAAAGUCCUCGAGGCCAUCUUGCCGUUAGUACAAGUGGAUCCACGCAUUCAACAAAGCUCAGCCAUUACAUCCUGUUUAAACCAGGUAUACCAGAGCCUGGCCAAUCUAAUUCGCUGGUCUGAUCAAGUGAUCUUAAAAGGUGUGAAUUUAGAGGACAAGGAAAGGGUCAUGGCAAUGAUUAAAGCAGUGCUUGACGGAAUAAAGGAGCUUGUGAAACUGACAAUAGAGAAGCAAGAACAGCCAUCCCCUACCUCGCCUGUGAAACCCAGCCCACCAACGUCUAAAACUGACAGUGCAACAGAGCUUCCACUGACUGACAGGGAGAAGGAAAUUCUUACUAAAACUACUCCAAUGACAAGGUCACUGGAAAUAAUUCCAGACUCUGUGGAUGGAGAAUGUGCCCCACCAAAACCACCACUGCCUGGUAUUCGCAUUAUGGACCACAGUAGUGUUCCACCUCUACCACCCAAGAAGAGGACAUCUGCACCCUCCCCAACAAGAGUGGCAGUAGUAUCUCCCAUAAGUCGAGCUGCCAGUGGUUCUAGCUUACCCAAUACCAAACAGGACUUUGAUGGAUUGGAUUGCUAUCUGCAAAGGCGGCUAUCCGGCGGCAGCCACUCAUAUAGUGGAGAAUCACCAAGGGUAUCUCCUUGUAACAGCAUGGGAAAACUAAGCAAAUCUGAUGAACAGCUAUCAUCGUUAGACAAUGAUAGUGGGCAGUGUUCGCAGAAUACAAGUUGUGAAACACUUGAUAAUCCAGAAAGCUAUGAUCCUGAUUAUGAUUUCCUGCAUCAGGACCUUUCAACUGUUGAUCAGAUUCCCCUGCAACUUUCUGGCACACUAAGCCCACUUCCCGAAUCAGCAGUAGAAUCCAGUUCACCUCUUCCUGGGCAGACAUUUACUUCACCACUUUGUACUUCACAAACAGUGCCAGCUUGGAGGCAGAUACCACAAACUGAUGUUCAAGCUUUGCAGAUGCCACCAGCGUUGCCAGAAAAGAAGCGUCGGAGUGCUACCUCAUCAGAUAGUUCUGGAUAUAGAGUCUCGUAUGAGCGGUUUCCAUCACAAUAUGAUAAUAUCUCUGAGGAGGAAAUGCAGAAUUCUGCUGUACCAGCAAUUCAGCAUCCUCCUUUUGCUGUAGUGUCACCAAGGCCACAAGGGAUGUUAUCAAUUUCAGUGGGAUUUCCAAACAUUGAUGUUUCAGAAUCAGCAGGAGUACCAGAGAAGCCACCUCCACUCCCAGAGAAGAAGAAAAGGAAUAUUCACGCGUAUAUGCAGUUUGUGGAGGAUUAUUCUGAGCCGCAGCCUCAUGUUUUUUACCAGACACCACAGAAUGAGCAUAUUUAUGAACAGAGGAACAAACGAUUUCAGGAAGUCUAUGGAUUCAAUGACUCUUUCAGCAGCACUGAUUCAUCUCUUGAGAUUCUGCCUCCUCCAGUUCUCCCACCCAAGCAAAGGCAACUGCAGGCAUCCUAUUCUGCUGCUUCCUAUUCCUCUUCCUUCUCUUCUUCCUCAUUCUACCUUCAGCAGUCGAAGGUGCUUGUUGUACCUGAAGGCGCCAGUACUGCUACCAGUAUCAGCAUGUCCGUCUCCAAUUCCUUCCUGAGUCGUCACAACUCCUUAUCCUCAUCUUCGUUCAAGUCGGUUUUUAGGUCCUAUUCGCAGGACUUUGUUCCUCACCAUCACACCUCUGCAUCUCCUUCUCUCUGCACUAUCACCUCCCACUUUCCAGCUGUACACCAAUCGAGGAGCUCUGAUCUAACUUUACCGGGCUCGACUGGCAUAUUGAAAGCUGCGGAACUGCUGGAAUGCUCUCAUGACAAUGCAAAGCCUGUUCCUGUCUGCCUCCCUCCUGAAUCUGCUUUUCCCACUUCUCUCCAAACUUCCUCGAGCGAGAGCAAUAGUGAUGAUGCUGGUGAGGGUGAAUACGUGAAUCUGUAUUCGUCCAACCACACCAAUGGAGACCUCUCUCACCCAGAAGCAGAAAUACCGAUGUGUGCCGAUGCUGAUUCUGUAGGGUCUCUGAGUGAACAAGAGAUUCUUCAUCAUAACUGUCCAAAAUCAGCUAACGAAAAGGAAAACCAAAAUCAAGACAGAGAUGACAGACGAGGAGAAACUCCAAAUUCACCAGAUUUGGAUCAAAGUGAUGUAGCAGAUGAAUUAUCACUCAUUGAUCAUGAAGAGAUUGUUGCUAGGUUAACGCUGAAACAGGAGGGAGAGGAUGGCCCUGAGGUGCGAGGAGGCUCUGUAGAUAUUCUCAUAGUUCAUGCGACUGAAACAGAUCGUAAAGAUCUCGUCCUUUACUGUGAAGCAUUCCUAACUACUUAUCGGACAUUUAUUCCACCGGAGGAAAUCAUCAAGAAACUGCAUUAUCGAUAUGAGAAGUUUUGCCACUGUCCAGACACAUUCAAAAAACGAGUGAGCAAGAAUACAUUCUUUUUAUUGGUGCGUGUGGUAGAUGAACUCUGUUUGGUGGAGCUAUCGGAUGACAUCCUGAAGUUGUUGAUGGAACUUGUGUUCCGUUUAGUGUGUAGUGGUGAGCUGAGCCUGGCACGAGUUUUGCGAAAAAAUAUUCUGGAUAAAGUAGAUCAGAAGAAAACUGUGAAAUACGCAAGUUUGAUGAAGCCAUUGGCUGCACGAGGGGUGGCAGCUAGGCCUGGAACGCUUCAUGACUUUCACAGUCAUGAGAUUGCUGAGCAGUUGACGCUGUUGGAUGCUGAAUUGUUCUACAAAAUAGAGAUUCCUGAGGUUUUACUCUGGGCCAAAGAACAGAAUGAAGAGAAGAGUCCAAACCUAACAGAGUUUACAGAGCACUUCAACAACAUGUCUUAUUGGGUGCGGUCAAUAAUUAUUCAACAGGAGAAAGCACAAGAUCGGGAACGGCUACUCCUAAAGUUCAUCAAAAUUAUGAAGCACUUACGCAAACUGAAUAAUUUUAAUUCAUACCUGGCUAUAUUGUCUGCAUUAGACUCAGCACCCAUCCGUAGGUUGGAAUGGCAGAAGCAGACUUCAGAGGGUCUGGCUGAGUACUGUACACUCAUUGAUAGUUCGUCUUCAUUUCGAGCAUAUCGAGCUGCUUUGGCAGAAGUGGAACCACCCUGUAUACCUUAUCUGGGCCUCAUUCUACAGGACUUGACCUUUGUACACCUUGGCAACCCAGAUCUAAUUGAUGGAAAAAUCAACUUUUCUAAACGGUGGCAACAGUUUAAUAUCUUGGAUAGUAUGCGAUGCUUCCAGCAAGUUCAUUAUGAACUAAAGCGCAUUGAUGAUAUUGUUAUAUUCUUCAAUGACUUCAGUGACCACCUCGCAGAGGAAGCACUGUGGGAACUGUCAUUAAAAAUCAAACCACGCAACAUUCAGCGACGGAAAACAGAGCGUGAAGAGAAAACUUAGAUUUCAACGGUGAAAACUAAACCUUAGAUGGCAGCUAAUGAACCCCACUAAAUUACUUUAUUUACCUGAGCUGCAGAAGUCAGUUCAUGCUUCACCUUCAGAGAUUUGUUUUAAACCAGAUUUAGAACAGGUGGCAAUACUCUUGGGAAAUGUCCCAGAUUUUAUGCCAUUGCCUGCAUUCAAUUUCCUUUCCUACCACCCGUGCCAAGCUGGUUUUGAGUGUCCUAUGGUGGACCCAUCCAUACAGCUCACUUUUUAAUUGGCCAAAUGUGGUCUGCAUCUAGACUCUGCUUUAGAGACUGUUUGACAUUGUUAGGUACGAAGGUACGAUGGUUCACUUACUGGUUGUGGACUUCUGUUUAUAGAGUAACAGCUAGUGGUACUAACAAUUGCACAGGAAACCUUAAAAUAUUAUUUUGUACUGUAGGAGAAAGACUGGCUCACUGUAAAUACCAGAAUGCUAAGUUGAUGUGCUGUGUUGGGUUUUUUUUGCAUGAGUAAUGCUGGAUGCCAGUAAUGGAUGAUUUGAUGGAAAAAAAUAAACCAAUUGUACAUAGAGACUGGAAGAAGUGUUUUAGCCAGGCUGGUACUGAAAGGACUGGGAUUGCUCUUAACCAUUGUUCAACAUCCUCACUUAACAGACUUUUGUAAGGUGUUAACAUAUGUGGUUGUAUAUUUUGUGCAUGGACUAUGCGCUGUGGAAUUUUAAAAUGUUAAGCAGAAUUUGUUUUUGAAAGGACUGUCUUUUUUUGUUUACUGUUGAUAAUUAAGCUGCAGUCAAUCAUUUUUCAGUAAUGGGAGAAUAUUCUGAAGUUGAAACUGGAGGUUUCUGUACAUAGCUGACAAAUUAACUUUGCGAAGCAAUGGGUUGCCUGCUGAGUUUGACAGUUCAACUCAUCAAGUAGUCAGUGAAUUCACCUGUGUAUGCCAGGUCUUCAUAUUAACUUGUGACUGAUAGAUGCUGCUGGGUAGAGUGGUGCCCUUGCUGCUUUAGGUUUUUAGGACACAUUCAGGUUAUUAAUCUUAUCUAAGUCUGCACACCUAAAAAGGGAAUCUGAUACUGUUUUUGAUAAGUUGGCAAUGAUUAUUUGUUUGACCUGAAAUCCCUGCCUGUACUUGGGUGAAUGUAAAGUGACCCUAACAUAAGAGAUAACACAUUCUUUCAGAUAAUGUGCUGAUGUUCAUAAUGAUUAUUUUCCGUGUAAUCUAAAUUAUUCAAUUAGUUUAAGAAGUCAGCAGUGUUUGUUUUAACUCUUUCACCAGCGUAGGCUUAAAAUAGUGAGAAAACACUUUAUAGUUGUUCAAGAUGUGUGUGGAUGCCCUGAAAUGUAUUAAUGUCAAAUGUUAACAUUCUUGGUUUUCUCAGAAGGAGGUGUUUUACUGCAGACUCUCAAUUAAGUUUCAGCACUUUUCAUCGCUGUCCCUAUUCUCCAGCAGAUGGCUCAGUUUCCAGGAUAGAACAAACCAAGAGCAUAUUUGAUGAAUGAAUUAAGCAAGUGAUGCAUACAAGAAUCGGUUUAAAUAGUCCUACAAUAUCCAGUUUUAGUUUCAACUUUCUUCUCAUCCUGGUGCAUUGUUUGAGAAAUUUCAAAUGUAGUAUAAUGUAGUCAAGUUAUGAAUAUUGAAUUUAGCAUAGGAAGAACUCUUGUAACAUGAAUAGGAAGGGUUUGAAGGGAUAUGGGCCGGGUGCUGGCAGGUGGGACUAGAUUGGGUUGGGAUAUCUAGUCGGCAUGGACAGGUUGGACUGAAGGGUCUGUUUCCAUGCUGUACAUCUCUAUGAACACUGGCCUGGUAAAGUGGUUAAAUCCAGUCUCUCAACUUCAUAUUCUUAAGUUCUGAUCUCCUUUUUGUUGUGCUGCCAAUUUUAACUUCAGAUGCAUGCAGGACUUGUGAUACCUGGUAGUAGACAUGGAGUAAUGGUUUGAUUUGUACGCACA
This is a messenger RNA of Chiloscyllium plagiosum (whitespotted bambooshark), 5912 nucleotides long. Lineage: Eukaryota; Metazoa; Chordata; Chondrichthyes; Orectolobiformes; Hemiscylliidae. The record is from RefSeq and is a predicted model, not a curated record.